UUUAAGACAUGUGAUACUUUACAGAGGAGGGAUGUAUUGAAACAGACUACUGCUACUUACAGCACCAGCACCGUAUAGCAGCCCUGCUCCUACAUUUUGCUGCCUUACUCUGCCCCGACUGCACAGGACUGGGGAUGGUCCGUCAUUAACUGUAAACUGAUUCUCAUCAGGAUCACUUCAAAGGUCUCAUCAGACAGAGGUGACGCCAGGAGAUGAUUUAAAGGUGAAAAUGACAAGGUUUCUACCCCUCAAACCUUGGCUCCUUUUCUGACAAUACAGUCUGAAUGAACCCGAUGUCUUCUUUACUGUGGAAAUAGCAUUGGAAGAGAAAAAUAUAUUUUUAAUCCUGAUAAAGAAGAUUAUUGGGAAGAUCUUUAAAAAAAAAAAAAGCCUCCAAUUGUGCACAGAUGGAUUUUAGAAAGUGUUAGAGCUUUCCAAUGAACACUAAUAGAGUACUCUGCUCUUGGCUGGAUUUUUCAGAGAAUGGCAAUGGUCUCUGCGAUGUCCUGGGUCCUGUAUUUGUGGAUAAGUGCUUGUGCCCUGCUCCUCUGCCAUGGAUCCCUUCAGCACACUUUCCAGCAGCACCACCUGCACAGACCAGAAGGAGGGACAUGUGAAGUGAUCGCCGCGCACAGAUGUUGUAAUAAGAAUCGCAUUGAGGAGCGGUCACAAACAGUCAAGUGUUCCUGUCUACCUGGAAAAGUGGCUGGCACGACAAGAAACAGACCUUCCUGUGUCGAUGCUUCCAUAGUGAUUGGCAAAUGGUGGUGUGAGAUGGAGCCUUGUCUAGAAGGAGAAGAGUGUAAGACAUUACCUGAUAAUUCCGGAUGGAUGUGCGCUACAGGCAAUAAAAUUAAGACCACAAGAAUUCACCCAAGAACCUAAUGGAAGCAUUUGUUAUAGAAGCAAAGGAAAACCACCUCUGCGGAAAACACAUUUUAAGAAUUUAAAACAUCUUACACGUUACAAGCCAAAUGGAUUUCUUAUUUGCACUUUGACUGGUUACCAGAUAAUCACAGUGCUUUUACUGUGUGUCACGAAGUAUUCUAUAGUGAGAAGACCCCACACUUUUGGCAACACCAUGGGAAGUGGGUUUUAAAAAAAAAAAGGGUUUUCUCAAUGAAAAUUUUUGGGAUUACGAAGAACGAUCAACUAUCUUCUAAUUUGGAUCUAUAGUUCCUUUGUACCAUUUUAAAUAUAUGUAUAUAUAUAAUAUUUUGAAAUAUUAUAUAUUCUCUUCAAGAAAUGAACAAUACCACAGUUUGAGACGGCUGGUGUACCUCUUUGAGUUUGGAUAUUUUGUUUUGUCGCAAUUUCUUUUUUUAUUGGCAAGGAAGAAGACAUGUGCCCUUUUGAAAUUUCAGCAUGGUACUCACAGUGGAAGGCCAGCUACAGGUGGACUCCUGGAAUCUGAGGCAUCAUAACAAUACUGAAUCGAGAGCUUCCUUUUGUUUCUACCAGAUGGCCCAAGGAAGCACAUUGUCCUGUUUUAUUGCUUUCUACCCUGUGCAAUAUUAGCAUGCAAGCUUGGCUUACAUAACCAUACUUUAUAUUCAAUUGAUAUAUAAUAACCAUUCUAACCUCUUCCAGGAAAGUAUUUUUAGAACUACUAGCUUUUCCACAGAUAAGACAAUGAGGAUUCUUGAGGGAGCAACUCCACCAUGCUAUUAAGACUCUGGCAAAAUUAUGGUAGAUUAUGGAUCCCUGUAUUAAUAAGUUCUGUAAAUACGAUGUCUUAAGGCUUUGUAUAGCUGUCCUAGACUGCAGAAAUGUCCUCCGAUUAAAUCCAAAGUCUGGCAUCAUUAAGUACAUAGUGCUGUAGCAACAAGUCUUAUCAUGGCACCUCUUUCUAUGUUUGAUUUGCUUUUUCCAAGAGGAUUCAGAUCUCUUCUGGUGAGACAGGAAGACCAUUAAAGCAAUUAAAUUUCAGAAUGAUCUAUGUGACCAAAUACUGGGCAGCCCUAUUAAAGUGGUAAAUAACUUCUUUCUAAAC
This is a messenger RNA of Neogale vison (American mink), 1993 nucleotides long. RefSeq names its product TAFA chemokine like family member 1 (gene TAFA1). The record is from RefSeq and is a predicted model, not a curated record. Lineage: Eukaryota; Metazoa; Chordata; Mammalia; Carnivora; Mustelidae. The transcript is spliced from 5 exons. Gene Ontology annotation, biological process: regulation of neuroblast proliferation; neuroblast differentiation. The coding region runs from base 484 to 885 and encodes 133 amino acids. Gene Ontology annotation, molecular function: receptor ligand activity.